Messenger RNA from Sinocyclocheilus rhinocerous, 1356 nucleotides. Its product is annotated as arfaptin-2-like. The transcript has 7 exons. Gene Ontology annotation, cellular component: trans-Golgi network membrane. Gene Ontology annotation, biological process: regulation of Arp2/3 complex-mediated actin nucleation; intracellular protein transport. Bases 1 to 942 code for a protein of 313 amino acids. The record is from RefSeq and is a predicted model, not a curated record. Gene Ontology annotation, molecular function: phospholipid binding; protein domain specific binding. NCBI's taxonomy places the organism in Eukaryota, Metazoa, Chordata, Actinopteri, Cypriniformes, Cyprinidae.
AUGUCUCCUUUGAGUACAACAGAAGGCAUCAUUCCGACCAGUUCCAUCAAAGGCCCUGCGGUCCGUCUUAACACUGACUUUUUGGGCAACAGACGCAUUCCAAAUGAAGGGCAAGGGUCCAACAUGCGUCACGGCAGCAGCAAUUCCUCCAUGACCGCAGAAGAGGCCACAAGAGGCGUUGCUGUGGAGAAAUUUGACAUCGUGAAGAAAUGGGGCCUGAACACAUACAAGUGCACCAAACAGAUGAUCUCUGAGAGGUUUGGCCGUGGCUCACGUACUGUGGAUUUGGAGCUGGAGGCUCAGAUCGAGGUUCUGCGGGAAACCAAACGGAAGUAUGAGAACAUGCUGCAUUUGGCGCGAGCGCUAACCAACCACUUUUACAGCAUGGUGCAGACGCAGCACGCCCUCGGAGACACUUUUGCCGACCUCAGUCAGAAGUCUCCAGAACUUCGGGAUGAGUUCGGAUAUAAUGCAGAAACACAGAAGUUGUUGUGCAAGAAUGGAGAGACUCUGCUCGGUGCCAUCAACUUCUUUGUGUCCAGCAUCAACACACUGGUGAACAAAACAAUGGAAGACACAUUGAUGACUAUCAAGAUGUAUGAGAAUGCCAGGCUCGAGUUUGAUGCGUACAGGGCAGAUCUGGAAGAGUUGAACAUGGGCCCACGGGACGCUGUUACUAUGGCUCGUAUCGAGGAUGCUCAGCAGCUGUACCAGAUCCACAAGGACAAAUAUGAACGUCACCGCAGUGAUGUCAGCAUCAAGCUCAAGUUCCUGGAAGAAAACAAGGUCAAAGUGAUGCACAAGCAACUUCUGCUGUUCCAUAAUGCCAUCUCUGCCUACUUUGCUGGAAACCAGCAACAGCUGGAACAGACCCUCAAGCAGUUCAACAUUAAACUCAAACCACCAGGGGCUGACAAACCUUCUUGGCUGGAGGAACAGUGAAAUGCCCGUUUACCCCUGGCUUCCUGUUACAUGUCUUUAGCCACACAGAGCAACCCAGUAGGACCGCAAGAGACCAGCGUUCUGAGAUGCUAGUAGAGACAGGGGCUCCAACAAAGCCUCCUUCACACUAGCUCUCUCUGUACUUCUCUUCAUUGAUUCUUCUCCUCCUCCUCCUCAACCGGUUCUUGCUCUGAGACUCUUUUCAAGUGUCUGAAUAGUUACCUCUAGUAUGUAACCGGUCCUUAAGGCUCCAAUCAAAUGUCAGAGGUAUCAGUUUCGGCUUCAUCCCUGUAAAUAUCAUUAAACCAACUGAAACAAUCUUUCUGAUAUAUCAGUCAGAACAGCUUUUUUUCCAGAUUUUGCUCAGUCUCUCUCUCUCUCUCUCUCUCUCUCUCUCUCUCUCUCUCUGUCAGU